This is a messenger RNA of Anguilla anguilla (European eel), 2046 nucleotides long. RefSeq names its product small integral membrane protein 29-like. The transcript has 5 exons. The coding region runs from base 1198 to 1506 and encodes 102 amino acids. The record is from RefSeq and is a predicted model, not a curated record. NCBI's taxonomy places the organism in Eukaryota, Metazoa, Chordata, Actinopteri, Anguilliformes, Anguillidae.
ACUUAAGGUUGGGUGGGUUUUGUGGGUUUCUGGAAGCCCAGACUAGUAUAAAUGGUCUUUGUAGAAGUGUGUAUCUCGGCAUAACGUUUCUUAGGGUUUACAUGGUGUGCAUCAGAAGUGAAAUAACAUUAGGAAAGACAAGUGAAAGCCUCCACUCCAAACUAGAUUUAAACUGACUAUAAAAUCUUGGGUUUGCCGUUUAUGUACUCUGAAGCAUAAGAGUAUUUUUAAAGGCAAUCUUGUAGUUUUUUUCAACACAAAAAAAAACAGGAAGAAGUGUUAAAUUAUAUAGCAGCUCCCCCUAUUGGGAGCGUGCUGCAAAUAAACACCAACAUGCUAGCUGAUACUUUUAACAGUAACUCUUGCCUCCUUUACUCUGUAUUAGUGUAAAGCAUUGGUUGUGCUCACCCAUGGAAUACGGCCUCUUUGGAAUGCGAGACAACUAAUUGACAUGCGUUCUGAUAAAAAAACUUUUUUGCCCUAAUCUGCCAAGUCACAAUAACACAAAUACCAACUCACAGAAAUGUAUGUCGUUCAUUAUUUUGUCAUUCUUGUAACAGAAGCAGGAUGAAAUAAGCUACAAAUAACGUUUUGGCUUCCUGAUCAACAAAUAUUUUUUGCCACAUAGGUUAAUAAUAUACAUUUGGCUCUUUGUCAUUUGCUCCUUCAUUGAAGCGUGCAAAUGACAAAAUAUCUGAUGAAAGGAAUUGAAUCUGUGAAGCGAUCUACAGUUUAAGUCUCUGCAUGUCGUUUCAAACUUUUCGGCACUUUGAUAAAAUAGCCAAUGUAGAUAAAAAGGGAGCUAAAAAAAUUAUCUGAGAACUUUUACACUUAAAUUGUCGUAAUGUGAUGGACAGAUUAUGGUGAACACACAGAAAACCCUGAGCCAAUUAACCCUUGAUAAUUCCCUGACCCUACCAAGGAAGGGUUGUGUCAGACACACACCAGUAAAGCGAGGGCAGGCUGCUUAUUGUUUUGUCACGUGCGGACUCAAGUUUUCCAUCUUGCCUGUAUUACAUCUACACCCAGCUGAGGAAUGCCAUUUUGCAGGUUGCAGGAGCCAGUAAUGAAAUAGGUGGAUUUCAUCCACCGAAUGGGUUCUGCCCUGCCAGUGUAGGGCGAAACGUCUGAGGAAGCCAAACGUUUACCUGUCUGUUGUGCGGUAUGAUUGACUCGUAAAGAACUGUAGGUCCAGCCAUGAGUAAUAUCACAACUUCUGACCCACAACCCUUCACGCCCAGAGCAGAAUACCUCAUAAUCCCCUUCCUGGCCAUCUUGGGGCUUCUGCUGGCACUGGCAAUUUGCAUAAGACGACGUCAGAGGAAUGACGCGCUGCGUCACAGACUCAUCCCCCUAAUCAGCUACAGUCAAACCAAACAGGAAUCAGAGAGCGAAGAAGACGGGGAUGAGGAUGACCCUGACGAAGACGAUCUGGAGGAGCCCCUCAGGAGUGAUGACCUGGCCUUCGACGGACGCCUCCUUUUUCACUCCAGCUCAGACCAAUGAGCGCUGACUGGCUGUUGGGGUCAGUGAUGUCACACCCCACUGUGCCUCAUGUCCUGGCCAAUCGGAUCUGGCUCCGUCAGCGGAGAUUUCGUCAUCCCUCGGUCGAUCCAGCUGAACAAAUCUCUCCCACUCCACCAACACCUAUUAUUGGGACUGACCCAGGCAGUGGGCAUACACUGGUCUCGGCUGAGGUGACACACAACAGACCCUUUGAGACUGCUGACAGCAUGGGAAGGCACAAAUGCAGCUCAUUAUUGACCAUGGAGAUUUCAACAGAGGAAGGCAGACGGAGCAGCCCACUGAUCUUAACCCAGAGAGGACGUGACAGCUCGACACUCAACCGAAUGCUGAGUUCAGUUAAAUCCCUCCACGCUAAACCGGGAUAUACAGUGCCAUACUGGACGAGGAAGAAAGCCAAGCAUAACAGAAAGCACUGUGCUCAUGAUUUGUCAUUGUAUUUUUAUUUAAAGUUAUACCGUUGUUUGAUUGUAAAAGUAUGCAGCUGAUUAUUUCCAAAUAAAAAGUGAAAAAUGACAAAAA